Molecule: messenger RNA, 4594 nt
Organism: Brassica napus (rape)
Lineage: Eukaryota; Viridiplantae; Streptophyta; Magnoliopsida; Brassicales; Brassicaceae
Product: putative nuclease HARBI1
Exons: 1
Coding region: 2643-3722 (359 amino acids)
Source: RefSeq, a predicted model, not a curated record
UAUUUACAUGAGCAUGAGUAUCCAUAUAUUACAUAUAAGAUAUACCAUUUUCUAAAUUAAUAAGAUUUUAUAUAAUUUCAGUAUCUAGAAUAUUAUAUAUAUAUAUGUAUGUUACCUUACGUAAGAACAUGAACAUGGGAAAUAAAAUUUUACACAUGCAUAUCUAAACUAAAAACUAAAUAUAUACAACAAAAAUUAUUUGAAGAAAAUAUAUGCAAAUAUUGUGAUAAUUUGAAAAAAUAUAUGCAAAUAUUGUGAUAAUUUGAAAAAAUAUAUGCAAAUAUUGUGACAUAUAAAAGAACUGCUUAAAUCAGUAUUUAGUUUUAAUAUAAAUCAUUCAGAAUAUUCAUUUUAUUUAUAUAAGAUAUAUUUUUUAAAUUUUAAUUGCAGGUAUGUCUAACCGGAGACAAAAUGCAAAUUCUUCUACGCAUGGUUAUACAAAUCUUCCUACCGAAACAGCAUUGCGGGUAAAGUAUUUUAUAUUUAUUUAUGUAAUAUUGUCAUAAUUACGUAAUAAUAUUCAAACUUUUAAAAUGUUUGUAGAAAGGAGCUAAUUUCAAAUGGACUCCUAGCAGUCUUUAUCGAUCGCUUGAGUUAUAUGAUGAAGCUGUUAAAAUGAACAAUUACCGUAUAAAAGACCCUACAUCUUUUGCCAAACAGUUUAUGGUUGAAAAAUUUAACGAAGAGUUCGGUUUAGAUAUAAACUAUAAGUUUUUCAAAGAAAAACUCGAUACCUUGAAAAAGAAGUACAAUAAGUAUCGAGAGCUUCUAACUUCAACUGGUAUCUCGGUUGAUCCUAUUACUUCUGAGAUUGAUGCAUCUGACUCAUGGUGGAAAGAUCGUGAAGUAAGUACUCAUUUUUUAUACUGAAAAUUUAUUUACCAUAUAUAAGUAUAAAAUAUUUUUAAAAUAUUCCUUUUUUAUUUAUUUUAAUAGGCAUGUAAGAUUGUACAUGCAUUUAGACGAAAACCGCCACACGGGUGGGAAAUCAUGGAACGUUGUUUCAAAUUAUACAAUGUCCAAUCACAAUCCCAAUAUUCUGUCAACCAAAGAAGAGAAGAAAUGAUGAAUCAAAGUGCCACUAAUAAUGAAGAUCAGUUGUACCAAGAAACCUUUGGUGGUGAGAUGUCAGACAAUGAAGAGCCAGAGAUGCAAGAAAACGAAGAAGUGUAUCGUGUUAAUAUAAAUGAUGACACACGUCCUUCCAAUGAGUUACCCAUCUGCGUCAUAGUUCUGCAGCGGGUGAUCCGAUUCAAAUUCCUGGUUCAAGAGUUCAACAACAAGUCAGAGGAAGACGAGGAAGUUCUUCACAAAGAUCAUCGAUACCUUCACGAGUUAUACAUGGAAGUGGUGCAAGAGGAAGUAAAAAAAGACAGUCAUUUGAGACCACCCUCACAGAUACAAUGACUGGAUUUAGGGAGUUUCAACGUCAAAGUUUACAACAACUACGCCAAAAUCCGUUUGACCAAGACGACUAUGACAAUUUUGAUGCGGCUGUGAAGAUAUUUGAAUCGAUGGAGCUACCGAAUGACACAAAAUUCUAUUGGGCGUGCAUUAACGAAUUUAGAGAAGAUGCAUUCUGGCGAAAGUAUUUUAUUGAUAGAGCUGAAAGUACUUUCGAAGAGAAGAUACAAUUUCUACAAGCAUUAACUGGAUAUACGCGUGAUGAUGAUUUUGUGGGCAAGCGAUUAAGCUCAUGUAAACCAUUUGGGAGUCCAAGUUCAAGUGGUUUUCAUUCAGGUAGUCAAUCUUCUGGUGGUAAUAAUUCUUGGGGGGAAAACUUCAGCUGGCCAAUGGGGUCAACAUCCACAUGCUCAACAAUGGGGUACACCACCAGGUGCUCAGCAAUGGGGCACGCCACCAGGUUCUCAGCAAUGGGGCACGCCACCAGGUGCUCAACAAUGGGGGACGCCACCAGGUGCACAACAUUGGGGCACACCACCAACUGCUCAGCAAUGGGGUACACCCCCUAAUGCUCCGCAAUGGAGUACACAACAAAAUUCUCAGCAAUGGGGAGCAUAUCAGAAUACACAACAAUGGAGGAGUUCAUCACCGGUGGCUCCAAAUUGGGAUUCAUCAUCUAAUCAUUCACAGUGGGGUUCAUCGCCAAAUACUUCACAUUGGCCUUCUUCGACGAAUGUUCAACAUGGAUUUCCGCUUGAAACGCAAACUAAAAGUACAACAAAUCCUCAGCAAGGAUCAUCAAGAAGGGAAAUACCAGAAACACGUAAAACUGGAGGAUUAUUUAACAUAUGGGGAACCCAACGAGGACCUAAUUUAAAUGAAACUCAUCAAAGCGAUGAUGAUUACGCUUAGUUAGUAGAUUGAAUGCUUUUAUAAUAAUGAUGAUGUUUGGUGUUUGAUUUAAGUUUUUUUUUUAAUAUUUGUUACUUUUAUUAUGUGUAAUACGAUCAUUUUUCUUAUUUUUAAUCAAUCUAAUACCUUUUAAAUUUUUUUUUGUCAAAAUAUAGGCUUUUCGCAUAUGUCAACUACGAGCACAAAGAAUUCAAUUUCUAAGUUAUGAAGAGAGAAUUGAGUUAUGGAAUUUGGAGAACGCACAAUUUGAAGAGUUGAUUAUUGAACCGGCAUUGAAUUAUUAUAAUCGAUAUUUUGAAAGAGGACAAGUCCAAACAGAUAGUGGGAUGGGAUGGAGAAAUAUUUGGCAUCGAUUACAAGAAGAUCAUGCUGCUUGUCUUCAGUUACUACGAAUGUCACUUGACUGUUUUAGAACUUUGUGUCAUAAAUUGGAGACAACGUAUGGCUUACGACCAACAUUGAAUGUAAGCAUCGAAGAGAGUGUGGCCAUGUUUUUACGAAUAUGUGGACACAACGAAGUUCAGCGGGAUGUUGGAUUACGAUUUGGACGAAAUCAAGAAACAGUGAAGAGAAAUUUUUUUGAAGUGCUUAGAGCAACUGAGUUACUAGCUUGUGAUUAUAUCCACACUCCAAGAACGCAAGAACUACACAGGAUUCCAGACCAAUUAAUGGAUGGAAAAUAUUGGCAUUUUUUUAGUGGAUUUGUCGGGGCAAUGGAUGGUGUUCAUGUAUGUGUUAAGGUAAAGCCAGAACUACAAGGAAUGUAUUGGAAUCGACAUGACAGAACAUCAUUUAACAUAAUGGCAAUAUGUGAUCUGAAUAUGUUGUUCACAUAUGUUUGGAACGGAGCACCAGAAUCUUGUCAUGACACAGUUGUUCUUACGAUGGCGCAAAAUAAUGAUCCUGAAUUUCCUUUGCCACCCGCAGAUAAAUAUUAUGUGGUUGACUCUGGUUAUCCAAAUAAACAAGGUUUUCUUGCUCCAUAUAAAUCUUCACGAAACAUGGUUGUUCGGUAUCAUAUGUCACAAUUCGAAAAUGCUCCUCCUCCUCGGAAUAAGCAUGAAUUUUUUAACCGGUGGCAUGCAUCUUUGUGUUCUGUCAUUAAAAGGACAUUUGGAGUUUGGAAGAAGAAAUGGAGGAUUCUUUGUGAUUUUCCAAGAUAUAAUAUUGAAGUGCAGAAGAGAGUGGUGGUUGCUACAAUGGAUUUACACAAUUUUAUCAGAAUUUCAAAUUUUAUCGAUGAUGACUUUGCGGAGACAUUAGGACCAUCACCUACUGAUAACGUUGAUUUGGAGCAUAAUUCAAAUGAUAUGGAAACAAUUGUUACACCUGAAGGCGAUGCAAUGGCGAAUAUAAGAGAACAAAUUGCAAAUACAUUAUGGGCAAAUAAAAACCGUAUGUAUUGAUUUCUUUGAUUAUUGUAUUUGGAUUUUUUUAUAUGUUUAAUUUGAAUUUACAUUAGUUUUGAAUUUAUUUGAAUAUUUAAAAAUUGAUCUUCUAGUUACCAUUUAAGCAAACAUAAGAAUACUAAUUUUUCUGCAAAAUAAACAAAAUUAUUUUUAAUCAUUCCAAAUCAUAUAUAUAUAUAUAUAUAUAUAUAUAUAUAUUUAAGUAAUAUAUAUCAAAAAAUUAUAUUUGUACUUAAAACCUUUUUUAAUUUAUAUACAUUAUUUAAAUUUUAUACAGUACUUUGGUCAGCUUUAAAUAAGAAUUUAUAUUCAAAUUAUAUUUUGAAUAAGAAUUUAUAUUCAAAUUAUAAGUUAAAAAUAUAAUAGACUUAUGUUUUACUUUUAAUUCAAUGUAAUUUUGUUCUAUUAGAUGUACAAAACAUAAUAUAAAUUAUGUUUCUAAUUCCAUCUAACAGUUUUAUUAAUGAAUGAAAACACUGUAUAAGCUUGUUGUAAAAGAAAAGACUAUAUAAAUUUUAUUUCCCAUAGUAUAUCAUAAUUCUAUUAAAUAAUUAAGUUUAUCAGAUCCUAUAUUUUGAUUUUUUAAUUUAUAAAGUAUUUUUAAAAUAAGUCCUUUUAAUAAUGAAAAUAAGUAGUAUUAUAAAAUUUAUGUAAAUUAAUUUAAAUUUAAACAGUACUUUGAACCACUUUUUAUCCACUUUCACCAUUCAUACAUAAGUUUAUAACCGCUAGAUCCGCUAGAUCCGCACUUGAACCGCUAGAUCCGCUUGAACCACUCUUGUUCCGCUCGUUCCACUUGAUCCGCUAGAUCCGCAACGCUUGAUCCUCUUUUCCCAUUCGGAGCCUAAGACAAAUAUCAUCUAACACUA